AUGGCCAGCGACAAUUCUCUAAAACUGCCGCGGAUCCUCUGCCUCCACGGAGGCGGCACGAACGCUGACGUGUUUCAACUCCAGAGCCGCAGCAUUAUCCGGCGCCUCGGUUCGACAUUUCGCUUCGUUUUUAUUAACGCACCCUUCUACUCGGACACGCACCCAGACAUUGUGCCUUUCUUUGGUGACCUGGCUCCAUUUUAUCGGUGGCUUCGGUGGGAGGGGGGCCACGAGCAUGAUGAAGAGGCCGAGUCCAAGAUCCUCGAGACGUGCCGCAGAGCCAUGGACAAGGACCCUGGCAGCGGCGCAUGGGUAGGCGUCAUGGGCUUCUCCCAGGGCGCCAAGAUUGCUGCAAGCCUCCUCUGGGCCCAAGAACAUGUUGACGGAGGCGACGGGCCCUUCAAAUUUGGCAUCAUCAUUGCCGGCCGCGCACCUAUUGUCGUCCUCGAUCCCCAGAAAAAACUGCAUCCCGUGCCCUACACGGCUAAUGCCAACCAGAUGAGUGUCGAGAGCAAGGACCUGGCCCCCGACAACAAGGGUCAACAUGCCAUCAGCAUACCCACACUCCAUGUUCACGGCUUGCAAGACCCUGGUAUGCAUCUGCACCGCGUUAUGGCCGAUAAAUACUGCAAGGAUGGGACUGCCCGCUCUAUUGAAUGGGAUGGUGGUCAUCGUCUGCCCAUCCGCCCAGACGAUGUAGAGAUCAUGGUGUCCGAGAUCCUCGACAUGGUCAAGGAUGCUAGCGUCCUGCCACGAGAGUGA
Messenger RNA from Geosmithia morbida, 762 nucleotides. RefSeq names its product putative esterase. The record is from RefSeq and is a predicted model, not a curated record. Gene Ontology annotation, biological process: secondary metabolite biosynthetic process. The coding region runs from base 1 to 762 and encodes 253 amino acids. The transcript has a single exon. Lineage: Eukaryota; Fungi; Ascomycota; Sordariomycetes; Hypocreales; Bionectriaceae. Gene Ontology annotation, cellular component: nucleus; cytoplasm.